UCUGAACUAAUUUUCUGGAAAAAUAGUUUAUUAUGUCUCUCCAAAAAGCAUCCGGAACUUCGCUGAACUCCCCGUCAACAUCUGAGGUCAAACAGUCAAAACUUUCUCUAGUCAAGGAGGAGACCAAAGGACUUCCUGAGCUAAAGGAGAGAAAAGUCAUGCUGAACCAUCUCAAACCCCUUCCUCCUUCCCUUCCGAAUGAAUUCAUCCCCGAGGAAGUCCUUCUCUCUCUGAACUAUGCAGCCAAUGCUGGUCCAUGUCCUGAAAACUUACUGCCUUCUAAGAAACUUAGAGCCCCAAAGGGUGCUCUUCCGCGUAUUGUAGACCAUGUCUGGCAGCACCCUGUUCGAAGGAAUAAAUUAAAAUAUCUGAUUGAUCAUCCUGUUUCCCUAACCGGAGCUGGAAGGGAUAUUUCUUUUCUGUAUGAUGUUAAAUAUGUAAAAGGCGAGGCCAAGGAGAAGAAACUUUGUCCCCCAAAUUUAAACAAGUCACUGCAGCCACAGGACAGUGCCAUGGUGCCUCACAGUCAGAAGACAUUAGCAGACACUCUGGUUCCUGAAGAAUUUCAUAUCGUGUCAAAUACAGGAGUUUCGGGUUUGGAGUGUUAUGAUGACAAAUACACCACCCUGCUGACAGACAGUGAGAACAGGCUGCUGCUCUUCCCGUCCAUGAAACCCAAUAAAAGAGUAGAAGUCAUCCAGCUGGGUGAUGUGAUGGACACCAUGCUGGAGCGGGCUGGAGUAGAAAGUGAGGAGCAUGCAGGGCCAACCAAGAUGCACCAACUCCUCCAUGUAUUGAAAAAGGAACAAACCAUUUACAACACAGUAUUUCAUGAACUAAUUCGACAAGUCAGCGUGGAUUGUAUAGAUAGAGGAGAGCUACUAUCCAGAAUCAGAGAGAAAUAUGUGCAAAUGCUUGACCAAAUUGCUCGGCAGAUGAUUGAUUUCUACAAAGACUUGGUAACUCAGCGGAUGAUGGACCAGCGCAUCUUAGAAGAACUGUAUAACUUCAAGAAUGUGAUUGAGGAGUUGACCAGGGAACUUUGUCUGGUUCGGGCCCAUGACAACAAAUUAACAAAGGAGGCAGAGAAGGCCCAGAAGGAUUUGGCAGAAGCUAUUUUGGAAGCAGAAAAAAAUGCAAAAAUAGUAGAAGAUUACCAUGACUUAUAUACAUUACAGAGAGGGAGGAUGGAGAACGACAUCAAACUGCUGAUGUCAGAAAGAGACAUUUGGAGCUCAGCCACAUACGAAUUGGCGCUAAAGGUAAUUGAAAGAAAUAGAGUCAUACUGGCUAAAAAACUCUACCUCAAUGAAAAAGGCUGGAAUAAAUAUGCCAAGCAUUUCAUUAUAAUGCUGUCAACUAAGGACACUGCAGACCUUGCAGUGCUGCAGAAGUUGACAGAAAAAUGGAAAAGGUUAGUGAACAGAUUUAAGCAGGAGGUGGAACGCACGGAGGAAUCCACAAAGGAAAAAUCUCAAACUGUGAAAGCUGGGAUUCUCAAAUGGCAGCAGUUCUUCAGUGCUAACAUUGGAAAAGAGAUUGUAAUCCUUGGUAAGGGGAACCCUUUCACUUCAGUCCUUAUCGACUUCAAGGAGUUUUAUAGGCUGAUGAGUGAGGAGAAAGAAAAUUUUUCAGGGGAUUCUCUGUUGGCCAAAUACGACUCUCUCAAGAUCAUUAGGCGCUUACAGGAGAACUGGACAGACAUUGGGUUUGCGAUAUUUAGUCGCCAUAAGAACAUGGAUGGGGUGUUGCCCCCAGAGCACGAGUACAUGGAGGAAAUGAUAAAAAACAUUGGCAGGCUCUACAAAGAGUACGAAAUAAGAAUAAAUGGUGACAAUGGUAUCUCCAAAGUUCUUCCGAACUUGAUUAUUUCUCUGGACAUGUGUUCUUUCAAGUUAGAAAACCUCCUAGAAGUUUCUGCUAUGCCCCCUGAAGAAUGGGCUGAAAUUGAUGAGAAAAUCAAUGAAAUGAAGUUUCAGUUGGACACACUGUUAAACAUUAUUGGUACCGUUCCACAGUACCUGGACAUGGAUUCUGGCGCGACACUCCAAGGACAUAUAUUUGAUAUGAUUCACCAAUGGCUUUUGAAGAUAAACAAUGAAAUCACCAAUGGUAACAUUGAACUUCUUCGACAUAUGGAUGAAUUGCAUAUAGCUAUGAUCCAGUGGAUGGUAAAUUUGCUGACCGUAAUGCUUCCUGACUUUUCUGACCAAGAGACUCUCCCAAAGCUGAAGGAGGAGGAUCUAGAGACCAAAGAGGAACAUGAAGUAGGAGUCGCAGAAUUAGAGUUAAAUGCAAUUUCACUGGCCAAGCGUUUGGCACGCUACUCCGCCUACUUAUACAGUUGCUGCAUAGGCAUGGUGAGAGCGAUGGUUCUGACUAGAGCUGCUCACUUACAGAAGAAUCCUGCUAAGGACCUUCAGGAGCUAGAUAAGAUGAGGAGAGAAUGCUACGACUGGAUCAGCACCUGUUCGCACCUCCUUUCUGACAUCAAAGGCAGGAAAAUACGAUUACUGACAUACCAGGAAGCAGAGCAGCUGCUUGGGGAAGAGGAAGCUACAAAAAUUUAUCUUGACCCAGAUAAACCUUUUAUUGGUGAUGAUGAUGAUGAUGAUGAAAUUGAGAUUAAGGAGCCUGAAAUUCAAGAAAAGGAGGAAGAAGUAGAAGUAACAAAACAGGAACCUUCAGUUUCUACGGAAAAUGAACAAACCAUUCGAUACAUUGGGAGAGAUGAAAAUAUUCAUUGCAAACCUCUGCUUGAAGAAGAUAUAUUUUCAUCCUGGCGAGAACCAGCUAGCAAAGGUGUAUUGGAGCCGAAGUACCUUGAAGUAAUGACUAUAAUUGAGCACAUGCAGGAGAAGCUUAUACAGAUUGACAGCAGAGCUAGACAGGCAGAGGAGAAGUUUGACGAGGUGAAUGAGAAGCUUCAUCACACUCUCAUAAAAAACAGAGAUCUGGAGAAGGAAUUAGAAGAAAUGACCAAGAAAGCCAGAAAGGACUCACGUGUAAGAAUAAAAAGCCACAAGGAGGGAGAAGAGGAGGAGGAGGAAGAGGAAGAGGAAUCUGAACAAAAAGAGGGGAGCCAAGAAGGAGAGGAACACAGACAAGGGAGAAAAUCCCCAAAGCAUGCAAAGAAAGAAGCACAGUCCAAGGAUGAUCCUUCUAGACCCGGAAGCCGAACUAAACCCAAGCCCAAACCCAAAUAG
Messenger RNA from Chionomys nivalis (European snow vole), 3206 nucleotides. It is a transcript of the gene Axdnd1, whose product is annotated as axonemal dynein light chain domain containing 1. The transcript has 25 exons. The record is from RefSeq and is a predicted model, not a curated record. NCBI's taxonomy places the organism in Eukaryota, Metazoa, Chordata, Mammalia, Rodentia, Cricetidae. Bases 33 to 3206 code for a protein of 1057 amino acids.